CUCAUCCUUUAUCCAAGUUUGUUCCACCUCCAAAGAUCGACUUCUUCACUUCAGAGCUGUCUCUCUAUCGCUAACGUUAACGUAACAUUUCGACUUCCAGUCGCUGGACACUGUAACGCUGGCCACCAAGCAUCAGACUGUCUACACAAGCAAAUCCUAAUGGCGGAGCCGUCCAAGUGGCUCGAGGUGUGGCAUGCCGUACACUGGGUCUGUCUGGGUACGGGCGCCGCGGCCGCGCUCUUCCUGUUGCUGCAUUCCGCUACAUUUCACCGGCUCAAGCGACGCAUGGCGGACCUGUUACUGAGCGGUAUUGCACUGGCGGACGUGGGUUUCGUGGCGCUGGAGGCGAUCAAGCAGGCACUGCACACGUCCUACUUGUCGCGCUACCGACGGGAAGAUGAAGGCCAAGCGGAUGCGCAGUAUACGACAGGAGACUUCAUCUUGACGCUCUUGGCGCGCUUCAGCUUCUUCAUGUCGUUCUAUUGGAUCGCUAAUCUGUCGCUACUCAUGCGACUCGGCAAUUUCGAGGCGCUGCAUGCCAAGAGGAGUUUAUUCCUAUCAUCACUGGCCUCGCUGGUUUACGGCUGCAUGCACGCUCUCCUCCCAACGAUGAGUGGAGAAGACACGUCGAAUUCCGGGGCCUAUACUGUCACAGCGGUGCUGGUUUUCAUCAUGCAGGCCACACCAUUGCUACUAAUUAUGACCAAUCUCCGAGCCGUGAGGAAGUCGAGGCUGAACUCGUCCACACAGGGACGGAACGUCAUUCGACGCCUUACAGGCUACUGUGUCUGUGCAGCGGUGUUCACACUGCCCUACGCUCUGGUACUCAUCGUGUCUCAGAGCCCUGUAGCCGUCGGAGCUGUUGCGGAGACACUGAACUACUUCGUUCCAUUGGCAAACGCCCUGCUAUUCGGCACAAGUCUGAGCUGCUGUUGCUGCUGUGCGACGGCAACGGAGACUCUAGCCACACAUGAAGACAAGGUGCAAUUCGAUGACACUCCGUCGUCGUCCAUCGAUAUCUCCGCUGGUGUGAUGGCAGACGGGAGCGGAACUCCUAAAAGUACGGGGUAUACAGGACUUGCUACGCCUGGAGUUUUAGGUGUGAGAGAUGGACUAGUGGCUGGCGGUCCUAUUGCUGAAAUGGUGACGGAAGGACCAGCUGAGAAGAUCGGUGAAGGCUCCAGUGCCGAGGUGUACAAGGCUCAAUGGCUUGGCAUUACAGUCGCACUUAAGUGUCUGCGGUUCCACGCUGGCAGUAGCUCAGAAGCCGAGCUGUACAUGACGCAUCUGGCGGAGCUACGCACCGAAUUUCUGGAUGAAGCGGUGCUGGCAGCUCAACUGCGUCAUCCAAACAUCACGCUGUUUAUCAAGAUGGGAACAUACAAGGGGAGCUUGUGUCUCGUCAACGAAUACUGCGCACGCGGAUCCUUGCGAGACGUGCUUCGUGCGAAUCCUUUGAUGGAGUGGAAUACCAGAGUUCGAUUAGCGUUCGAAGCGGCUAAAGGCCUGGCGUUCAUGCACAAUCGAGAGCCAAUCUACUUGCACCGUGACCUCAAGGCGUCCAACAUCCUGGUGACUGCUGACUGGACGGCCAAGAUCGCAGACUUCGGGAUCGCUCGGAUCGCGACGGAUUUUACGGUGAAGAAGCAGCACGCUUCUCAAAAGUUCUCGAGGAGGUCUCUCCAGUCGUUGCAGUCGAUCGAUGAGAGCGUCAUCAUGAUGGAUGGCGCUGCAUCGGAGCUCAUGACGACUUUUGCUGGUACCUGGCGCUGGAAUGCACCGGAGAUCAUGAAGAACCCCAACGAGUGUCGAUUUAACCGCGAAACAGACAUGUACAGCUUCGGAGUGGCUUUAUGGGAGAUUCUGACCAACGGAGCCAUUCCCUUUGGCAACGUAGACUUCGACCAUCAAGUGCGGCAGCUCGUGGCAGCAGGAGAACGUCCAGCAUUACCACCCGCUUACUCACGGCGUGCCCCGCCUGAGUUCAUUGAAGUUAUGUGUGCGUGCUGGCACCAGCGACCGGAGAAACGACCAAGUGCUCAGGAUGUGAUGCUGCGUCUCGGAUCGUUGUCGUACACUCUGUCGAAUGGAUCGGAGUUCUACACUUCGUCGCAGAACACAGCGCGGUUCGUCUUUAGUGACAAUUAUUGCCUAGCGAUGGACUCUAGUCAGAGUUGCUCAGGUUUGUGGUGAAUACAGUACGAUUAGCGUGCAUGAAGUCUGUAAUUUUAAGUUAGGGAGUUUAACCAAUCCCGUAUAAUCAAAAUAAGGGAUAUUGUUGUUCUUAAUUGGAA
This is a messenger RNA of Phytophthora nicotianae INRA-310, 2294 nucleotides long. RefSeq names its product TKL/DRK protein kinase. The coding region runs from base 160 to 2193 and encodes 677 amino acids. Gene Ontology annotation, molecular function: ATP binding; protein kinase activity. Gene Ontology annotation, biological process: protein phosphorylation. The transcript has 2 exons. The record is from RefSeq and is a predicted model, not a curated record. Lineage: Eukaryota; Oomycota; Peronosporomycetes; Peronosporales; Peronosporaceae.